Molecule: messenger RNA, 609 nt
Organism: Candidula unifasciata
Lineage: Eukaryota; Metazoa; Mollusca; Gastropoda; Stylommatophora; Geomitridae
Source: the annotation of a GenBank genome assembly
GGCUACACUGCUCUACACCUCGCAGCUAUCCACGGCCAGGAGGAGAUCAUUGAGUUGUUGGUUCAGGCAUACAAGGCAGAUGCCAACUUGCGAGACUACAGUGGAAAGAAAGCUAAACAGUAUUUGAAGAACUCUGCAUCGUCUAAGGCACAACAACUGCUGGUCUCCAGACGACUAGGAUCAGAUCAGAGCAACGUUAAAAUACUGGAUGAUUCCUUUAUCCGAUCGGCAUCCAUGAGAAUGAGCGACCGUGCCAAAGCGAUGUCGACUCUGCUACAGUUCAAGUCUUCUGUGGCCAGGCAGCCAAUAUUGAGGUCUAGUUGGAAUGGGACUUCAGACGAAAUGUACAGUGACAAGGAUCGGAGCUUGAAGACACCUCCCAGCAGUGCCAGCUCUUCACCUGGGCCAGCUCGGAAAAAGUCCUCCUAUGAUGCAUAUUUGAUGCCUCCACCAUCAGAUACUGGAAUGAGAAGAACACAUCAGCCAUCGAAAAAGAAAUCUUCUAGCCGAGAUGUAUCGCCCAGUUCCAGCAGCGACAGUCUAAACAUGGUAAGAUCAGGUUCGGACCCAGGUCUCUUGGAGAAAACAUUGACUUCAACAACUGUUUAG